Ipomoea nil (Japanese morning glory) is the source of this 762-nucleotide messenger RNA. RefSeq lists its product as uncharacterized. The transcript is spliced from 2 exons. NCBI's taxonomy places the organism in Eukaryota, Viridiplantae, Streptophyta, Magnoliopsida, Solanales, Convolvulaceae. The coding region runs from base 1 to 762 and encodes 253 amino acids. The record is from RefSeq and is a predicted model, not a curated record.
AUGGAACCCAGAAUAUCUGGGGCAUCGACUAACAAAGUUUGCAAGAAGUUUGGUUUCGAGAAUUGGAUUCGAGUUGAAGUAGUAGGCUUUAAUGGUGGGAUAUGGCUACUAUGGAGGAACGACUUGAGCAUAGAAACCAUUGCAAUUAAUCCUCAGUUCAUUCUUACGAAGGAAAGAUACACGCGUUGGAAUAAAAACAGUUUCGGCAGCAUUGAGAGAAGGAAAAAAUGCCUCAAUGAUAGGAUCGAAGGUGUCCAACGAUGCAUGGAUAGCCACCCCUACAACGGUCUCAUAAAUCUUGACAAGAAGUUACGUUCGGAGCUCGAAGAUACUCUUUACCAGGAUGAGCUAAAUUGGUUUCAGAAGUCCAAAGAGGAUUAUUGGAUUGCCUCGGGUGACCUUAAUACAAAAUACUACCAUGCAUCUACGAUGGUUUGCCAUUCUAGAAAUAAAAUCCAUGGUCCUAUGGACAGUAAUGGGGUUUGGGUUCUUGACAAAUCGCAUCUGGAGGAAUUGGUCCAGGGAUUCUACGUUAACUUGUACUCCCGGGAUAACGUUGUGGAUCUCACUGUUGCGUCUUUGGGCGCUUUCCCAGCCAUCAAUGAGGGACAAAUAAAUGGCCUUAACAAGCUGAUAUCUAAGGAGGAGGUGAAAGAGGCUCUAUGGGCGAUAGCACCUAUAUAUGAAGGCACUAGGCCCGGAUGGUUUUCACGCAAUGUUCUAUCAAAGAUCUUGGGAUACGGUGGGAUAUUGCCUACAUAA